Messenger RNA from Malaya genurostris, 5616 nucleotides. RefSeq lists its product as uncharacterized. Bases 858 to 4046 code for a protein of 1062 amino acids. The transcript is spliced from 12 exons. Lineage: Eukaryota; Metazoa; Arthropoda; Insecta; Diptera; Culicidae. The record is from RefSeq and is a predicted model, not a curated record.
GUCAGUCAGUUGUCCUCGAACAGUGAAAUGUAUUAGACCGCUGGUCGACAAGCAAUCUGUGCUUUAGUGUGCGACCUGUCACGGAAUUGGCUUUUCUUUUGGGGGGGAGGGCGAAGGGUUUCUGAGCAGUAUUGGAUUCUGUAAGGAUAGCCGCAUAUUUUCUACACCGUACGCAAGCUAUCGUUCAGUGCGGGGGUGGAAGCUGGUCCGUUCUACUGUCAAAAGGAAAAUAUUCCCGUGUCAGUCAAAAAAUAUAGAUAAAGAGGAAAGCGCGCGCUCGAGGGUAUCCUGCUGUGGGAGUAAAAUCAACCAGAAGCUAUCAGUGAAGCAAUGAAAGGAAACACAAUAUUCCAUUUAGAGAUGAAAAUGUAAUAGAUUACUGAAGUGAUGCAGAGAAGAAUAAUAUUGUGGUGUGAAAAUUGUAAUAUUUAGAAGCAAAAUGUUAUGUGAUGCUGUGGACUGCACCAUAGUUUGAUAACGCACGAUGUUAUUUAAAUAAAAAAAAACCUAAAGAAAAGGGUCCUGUGAGAGUAUAAAAGUUUGUAAGGAAAAUAAACACCAAAUUACUCGGUCAACUCGGUGAAACAUGUGUUAUUUCACUGUAUCUACUAUAGCCGAUCCCGAUUGGGUGCAACGAAUAUGUUGCGCAGAAAUUCAUUACAAAAGAGCAGUGGUGUGAAUUUAGGUUAAUUUGAUAGCAGUGUCACCUGAUAAUCAAAAGGAGAAGAUAUCCACGGCUGAUAACAAGAAUCAGCCCAAGUUUCUGUUCUAUCUACUUUAAGCAAUUCGUUGGUGUUUUUUGUUGCAAUUAUUUAUUUGCUUAUUUAUUUAUUUAUUCAUAUCGCAAAUAUUACACCAUGGCUACUAUGAUACUAGCUGAAAAAAUCACAGUAUUGGUGUUACUUCUGGGAUCUUAUCUUCUGAUGGUUGCUGACUGUGUGUCACUCGAAGGUCUAGUGGCUCCCAUAGAAGUCAUCGAAGAAUGGGGCUGCUUUGAUUCCGAAAUUCGGUUAACGUGUGGAAAUCUCGAUUCGACGAUGGCGGUGCUAGAGGCCAAAUUUACGCCCCACUGUAAUGAGGAGCGAGCCGAGGACUGUGUGUACGUGGACGAAAACAGCAUCGCCCGUUCGUUCUCCGCUCAGAAAUUGGAUAAAUUUACAUUGGAAGAAAAAGAAGCUGGUCAGCGAUUUCUUCAGACAUUGAGGCGAAAUCAUGAAAACAAACGACUACUCGAGGAAACUAGUCCGUCCGUCGGUGCCGUGCAGGUGGCCAAUGGUGCUGUGAACGCUAGAACCACGAAGGACAAGCGAAGUUCUUUGAGGAAUACGUUGGAACAUCUGAUUGUUCGAUACUUGCGUCGAAUAACGAGCAGUGGUGAAGAUGAAGAGGGUGAUGAGAGUGGUGGGUUUGAAUCUUCUUCGGCUCGGUACCGUCGCCAGGUGGCAAUGGUUGAUGGCAAUGAAACAUCGAACGGAGCCAGAAACGAAGCGCUACACAGUUCCGUCGAAAUCACAUUGCUCACCAAUGAUACAGAUGGUGAAAAUGGUAGUGUUUUAAGCGAUAUAAGUGGAUCAAUCGGAUCACCAUCAACGGAUGGUAUCAUAAAAGGUGUCGUGGAAAGUGUAAAUGUGCCAUCCAGCACGUUUGUGUCAAGUGUCGAUGAAAGAAAUUCUCAAAUCGUCGAAGCCAGUGAUGUUGGUGAAGAACAGUCCGGGAAAGAACGGAAUCGCAAAACAAAAUCGCGUGAAUGUACAAGCAUUCGCAAACGUGUUUCCCAGUUGGAUAAAAUCGAGUUUGAGAAAUCGCUGCGAAAUGAUUCCUUCCGGGAGUACAACAUCCGCAAUGCUCUGAAUUACCGAUGUUCCGGACAGAAUCAUUGCAGCUUUGUAUUUGCUCAGGAUCACCCUUAUGCCGUAGUUUGGCGCGAGGGUAUUGUGCGUGUGAAAUACAUUUGCAUGGACGACUUUCGCAUCAGUAAGUAUUGCGACGAGCACUUAAUACUUGGCAACGAGAAUCGGUGGGAACGACGACGGAAGAACCAACAGACCAACCGAGAACGCGACGUUUCCGGCUCAGUAACGAUGGCAACGAGCACCAUACGUGACGAAAUCCCGCAGGACUAUGCUGUCGACGGUAACAACGACCCGGUCGGGUUCGCCGAGGAUAGAAAGCAUUGGAGUUACGACGAUAAGGACUACGGCAUUGACGCCGGCGACGACGAUGACGACGAUAAUGACGAACCCGAAGAGUACGGCUACGAUGACAAUGGCCCUCGGGGUGAACCUCGGGCCGAAGCGCUGCAACAGGGUCAACAACAAAUCCAGCAGAGCCAUUCAUUCCAUAAUCUGAAAAUUCUGAAAACAUUACCUGGCGCGGAAGUGCUGGUUAAUGAGACGGAAAAUCAGCGGAAACUAGACGCGGAUGCAGCUAACCGACAGCACCAACGGCAACGACAGAAAGUCUUUUCUCAGGACUUUCGAGUGUUGAAAAUUCUCCCUAGUGACCUGGACGAAGUGGAAGACAUCAAACAGGUCGGAAACGAGUACUAUUUCAAAAAAGACGUAGAAGUGAUUGAUGACUCCGAGAAUGAAAUUGUGCCGGUUGCGGAAAUCGCACCCAGAAAUGACUCCACCACACAGUUUACGGAAACACUUGACAUUGUGGUUCUUCCGCCGCCCACCAGAGAUGUCGAUGUUUAUGAUAGUAGCUUAGACAAGAUAGUGGGAGUAAAUGAUAGUGUCGAAAGCGAUGAAAAAACUACCAUUACCUUGGUAGAUUUGAUAGUCCCAACGAUGGGCUCCAGUUUAGAAAACAGUACUAGUCAAAAGCAAUUUUUGGAUGGAAGCGUUUCAACAUACGAGAGCAGCUUCUCUACACAAGGGACAUUCUCCACGAAAGGAACGUUUGUCAAUACUCCACAAAGUGGCUAUCCAGUGUUGGUGACGACCUCAGCGUCAUCCGAACCGCCGACUAAGGCUAGUGAUGAAUUGGAUGAUCAGAAAAAUUUAGAAAAAGCUCCUGAUGUAGAGUCAAAUGAAAUCGAAGAAAAUGCUAAAACGUCGACGAACCUUAACAACGAAACCGAUGAUGAUUUCAGUUUCAACAAUAGGACUUUCAGGAAAAUGCAGGAAACUGUAUUAGAGGAAAUGAGUGGUAAAAAAUUCGAUGACAGAGAGGGGUAUCCAGUUUCUUAUGAUUACAGUGACGAGGAUGAUUUUGAGCAGGAUGAUAACAAUGAUGACUAUGAAGAAACAGAGAAAAGAAGCCACAAGAAAUAUAUCAGUAUUCAACGAACGCUUUUAAAGCACCCAUUGCGCCAAGGUUUUCUUAUGACCCCUGGUUAUCCCAAGUACUACAUCGGGGACAGCGUCUGCCGGUGGACACUGUACACACAGCGACUGCAGAAAAUUAAGUUAACUAUUUUAGAUUUAGCUUUGCGGUUUGAUGAACCGUGUAGAGAUUACGUUGAGAUUAGGGAUCUAGCGACUAAUCAAACCCUAUUCAGCAGCUGCACCGAAAGCACACGUCCGAUCGAAGUGAUCAGUUUACAAGAACGUAUCGAGGUGAACGUUCGGACGACGACAAAAGUCGCCUAUCCCAAACGGGGCGUACUAAUACAUUACUCAGCACUCGGCUGCGAAGUGCCGUCGCCAACACCGCCGCAUAUGACGCUGGUUCGUCGAAGCGAGCGCCGCGUAAAGUACAUCUGUGAUCCUUUGUACGUUUUUCCCGACACUGCUGAACCCAGUCGCGAGUUGGUCUGCACUAGCAAGCACACGUGGAAUCGACCGUUGCCAGACUGCGUAGAAAAGCGCUCCACCGAAGGCAGUGGUUUAGUAUCUCACUACGAACAGAAGCGAAAGUUUAGUGAUUCCGAAAACAUGUCUGAUAAGCAGGCAGAUACAGUUUAUGACAUUCUGAUUCCGUCGUUAGUAAUCGCUGCCCUAUUUAUUGUUAACGGCAUCGUAUUCGCAGUCAUUAUGCGCUACAGGAACAAAAGAAAACAACGCCUUGAACUAGACAGUAAGGAAUUAGCUGAACUGUAAAAUCCCAUUCUCCUGGAACCGAAAUACAAAGAGUAAAAAGAAAAGUAAAUGCAUGACGAAAUACUCAACAAUGGUAAUGCAUGUACAAGAACAAUGAAGUCAUUAGCAAACAAGAAAAGAUAUCAUCAUCGUUGCUCAUUAGACAGCUUGACCUUGACAAUGAAACAUAUUUCCGUUGUCCUUAGCAGUGCAGUAUUGUGCCUGGAAAUGUUUAUGAUGCAGUAGUUUAUGGGCAUGCUUAUCUCUUUAUUUUUAUGUACAUUUCCUGUGCAUCCAUAUAGAUACUGCUACUGCCAGCCAAACGUAACCAAAAAGACAUGCCUAUUUUCAAGGACUUCAUGCCCUUUUUCGUGGAUGGAUUCGCACACAAGCAAAUUACCAUAUCAUCAACUUAUCACCACUGUCAUCGCCGUCAAAUAGAUCCAUAAAGAAACCCAAACAUUAUCAACGCUUAGGUAAGUCUUUAAACAGUUCAAUUAUUGCAUCUAGAUGAAUAAAAAAAAUGUGCUCAGUUCAACUGUGCAAGCCUGAUAUUUUGUCGCUCUAAAAAAAUGUAAUUGAAUAGCUUAGAUCCAAGAAUAAAGAUUAGUAUCUCUAUUCACACGCAUACCAAAUUGAUAACUAUUUUGCACGCUAGAAAAUUACUAUAUAUGUACAAAUCACACGACAUGCAAACCAAACAAAAAAAAUGAAAUUAUAUUUAUAUCAGUGAAACCGCUAAUCAAUUUUGAUAAUCUGUAUUUUCUUUGAGUCUUAAUAAUGCACAUGCUUUUCGUACUGAAUCCAAAAAUUGAAGUGGAAAACGUUUAGGUCAAAGAUAAAUAUUUUCUAAAUUUUUACAAACCAGUAAUAUGAGCAUUUAUGAGAUUUCAAGACAACAAGCCAACGGCCAACAAAUCACUUUCAUUUACACCAAUGUAGCUGAUUUAAUGUUGUAGUGUUAACAUGUUUUCGAAUAUAUUUUGUACUGAAAGCGGUCCAGAGUUGAAAUGAUAAACAGAUAAACAGAGCAAAUGCGCCGAAAUAGUACAUAUGAAAUCCAAUAACAAGCAAGCCAAAGAUUAGAUGUUAUCGUAUAUAUGCCUACCGACAGCUUUGGGAUGAUACGCAAUUUGCCAUUGGAAAAUAUUAAAAAUUAAAUUCAACAUGUGCUUUAUUCAAUACUAAAGUGACACUUUUGAACUGAGAACACCGAAAACUGAUUAAAUUGAAGAAGGGAUUGAUAACAGGAUAGGACGUGGUCAUACGAUAUGUGAUUUGUCUAAAAUAUACUAUGAAUGAGUGUGAUGAGUUGACGAAGCUUAGUAGACCGAUGCGUGCCAGGGCAAAUACACAAAUUACAAUUAUAUAGGAAACCCUGAGAGUUGAAACAUUCGCGUCUAAUUUCACUUGGAACCACAGGCUAGGAACCUAGCUCCUCUAGGAACCACAGGAUAACUAUUGAUUUCAGUCUGUCGUAUAAGUUCGAAUUAAAUCUAAAGCCCGAAAAAAUAUCACAAGAAAGGUUGUUUUCUUAAUUUGUAUAAAAAUAAUAUUGUACUUCCAAGCCGAAAUAAAAGCGAUAAAAAUA